Messenger RNA from Tigriopus californicus, 7252 nucleotides. RefSeq names its product unconventional myosin-XVIIIa-like (gene Mhcl). Gene Ontology annotation, cellular component: myosin complex. Gene Ontology annotation, molecular function: cytoskeletal motor activity; ATP binding; protein binding. Bases 196 to 6624 code for a protein of 2142 amino acids. NCBI's taxonomy places the organism in Eukaryota, Metazoa, Arthropoda, Copepoda, Harpacticoida, Harpacticidae. The transcript has 18 exons. The record is from RefSeq and is a predicted model, not a curated record.
ACUUGGAUUCAGUCAGUGCUUUGACUUGUGUCCAUGAAGUGCAUAGGGAAUGAUGUGACAUUGGCAUCCUCUGUGGUCUGAAGAAGAAAUCGAGGAUGACAAUCGAGCAUUGAUAAUUUUUAACAAAGAAAGGUGUGUGAUUUAGUGAACUUGUAAAUAGUUGAUUGGAAGUGGUGUGCGUCGCUCGUAUUGGACAUGCCAGUCCUUCUUGGUGCUUUCGAAACCUCCCUGAGGGGAGGCGACUCUCCGCACGUUGAUCGGAAAUCCCUUCAUAAAGGAUGUUGUGGCACUCUUCACGGACAUGGAGUCGCCAAAGAAAAAGCCCAGAUGAAGACCCCAGCUGGUCGAUCAUGUUCCCUGGAACAUAAUGAGUCCAGCAGUAGUGGCGAUGAGUCGUUCAUCACCAACGUGCCAGAUAUUCUCAGUUCCUCGGUGGGAAAGCGGAUUGUCAAUGGCAGGUCUCAUUCUUCCGAUUGUGCUCCCCAGUCUCCAACUCUGGGCCCGAGGGGCAGUCAUGGAUCAGGUGCUAACAAUGUCUCAAAACGGUCCAAUUCUGCCUCCGUGGCUCAACGAUUGUUCACCUCGCCCACCUUGGCCACGACAGCUAAGGUGAGGGCCGAGAGAACCGCUUCGGAUAGUCGGAAGAUGACCAUAGAAAUGAAACGGAUGCAAAACCUUCACGCGUACAACGCCAGAAACACGAACAGUAUGCACAAUUUGAGCCAUGAAAGACGUGGACGAUUGAUGACGGCUGGUCGGCAUGAUGACGUUGACCACGACUCGGGUCACUUUAGCUCCGAUAAUGAAAGUCAUCUUCAACCCAAGCGCCCUUCAAUUAGGUCCAACUCGACCCAAAUUGUGGACAUAGUGCAAGAAUGUGAUGUUUCGUCUCAAGACCGGAAACAACAUCUAAUUCAUGGUGCCUCGGACGAUGAAUUUUUAGGGUCUCCAUCGGAAAUUCGACAUCGUCAAAGGAUGGAGAGACGUGACUAUUUGACGAGGGUCGGAUCCAACGGCUCUGGAUCAGAUGUGAAUAACAAACCGCAGAGGCGCAGAAAAGAGUCCCCGUCUCCAGUUCCCAAAGUGAGAUGGGGAGACCGUGGUAGGAGAUCCUCUGAUGAGUCAUCAGAGGUGUCUUCCAGCAAUUCGCCACCCAUUACCCCGACUCCAAGAUCUGGAAGUGGAGCUACAAGGGCCUUAUCAGCGACUAUUAGCAAGAAGGCCAAUACUAGCGGAGCAGGAUACGCGUUUGGAUCCAGCACUAGUAGAUUCUCUAGUGAAGAUAGACUCGGGAGCUUGGGACGCCGAGCGAAACUCUAUACGAAAAGUCAUAGCGAUGGAAUGUCACCAGGUCACCCUGGCCAUCACCAUUAUCAUUAUCAAGAUGCUCAUCAUCUGAACCGAACGGCAAGCGAGUCACGUGCCAUCGACAAGAAAGGUGCCAAAUCACGGGAAAAGAAGAAGACCGAUAUUACGAAGGCAUGGAUGCAAUUCAAAGAUGAUGUCGAGUCGGCUCUGCAGAGAAAGCCCAACCAAUCGGGCUUCUACAAGAACCUCUCUGACAUGAUGCACACCAAGAUGGAGAUGCUUAACGACGAGGCUAAAUCUGAAGAGCAAUUGGCGAGUGAGAGGGCGUUUCUGGAGGCGGAACGCGUUUGGUUGGUCCAUAAAGAUGGAUUUGCCGCAGCAGGUUUGCUCAAAGAUGACGGGGACGUCCCAGAGGGUAAAGUCCGUGUUCAAUUGGACUAUAAUGGAGAUAUCAUCGAGGUCGAAGAAGACGAUGUGGAACGAGCCAAUCCCACUGGGUUCGACAAAGUCGAGGAUUUGGCUCAACUACGAUACCUGAACGAGUCAUCCGCCCUUCACACUUUACGGCAACGCUAUGGCAACAGUCUUAUUCACACUUUUGCCGGACCCACGAUCAUCGCCAUCAAUCCGAUGGCACCUCUGUCUAUUUACUCCGAUAAAGUGAUAGAAAUGUUCAAAGAGUGCAAAAUUGAGGAUAUGCCGCCACACAUCUACACCGUAGCGGCCACGGCUCAUCGUGAUAUGCUUCUUUCACGGAAAGAUCAAUCCAUUGUCCUCAUGGGUCGAUCCGGAUCCGGAAAGACCGUCAAUCUGAAGCACGUGCUCCACUAUUUUGCCGUGUCAGCCAACAAUCCUAAAACGGGUUUGUUCACCCCAGAUCGUGUCCAAGCCAUCUCCACUCUUCUAGAGGCAUUCGGCAACACCCGGACUAUCAUCAAUGCCAAUGCCACACGAUUCAGCUCGCUUUUCAGUAUUGACUUUGACCCAUCGGGCCAGAUCGCUUCGGCGUCAUUGCAAACGAUGCUUUUAGAGAAAUCUCGGGUGGUUCGCCGCCCGGAUGGAGAGCCUAAUUUCAAUAUCUUUUAUCAAAUGCUGGCUGGGCUCGACACCCAAACCAGAUUAGAACUGCAUUUAGACAACCUGAGCGACCCCAAUCUGUUUAUGACUCCAUUAUCUAGGUCGGAGGAUAAAACCCAGGCUGCUGCCGCAUGGGGUCGCAUUUGUACCGCGAUCACGAUCAUGAAAAUCACUCCACAAGAGUCGUUCGUUCUUUGGUCCAUUUUGGCAGCCAUUUACCACUUGGGCGUGGCGUCGGUGGCCCGUGGAAACUUGGGGAAGACCCAAUUCGCCCAUCCGGAAGCCGCCCAAAGAGCGGCAGAAUGCCUGGGGACCACUGUGGAUGAACUGACGAGAUCCAUUUUCCAAGGAAACACCAGCUCGUCGACGCUGAAUCGGAAAUUGCGAUCCACGGACAAGGAUUCCGCCAAUCUGCCCGAUGGAAUCGAAUCCUUGGAGGCAUUUGUCAUGGGUCUUUACCAAGACACUUUCAACACUUUAGUAUUCCUGAUUAAUAGGGCUAUUUCGACCAACGCUUCUGCGCAUAAUUCCAUCUUGGUAGUGGACGCUCCGGGCUUCCAAAACUCGUCCACCUGUGGGCGUUAUCAAGGCGGCACCUUCGAGGACCUUUGCCACAACUAUGUCCAAGAGCGUCUUCAAUUGAUGUUCCAUGAGCGAUCGAUCAGUUCCCUCCACGACAAAUACAUCCAAGAGAAGCUGGAUUGUGAUCUGGAUGAUCUGGAUGAACUUCCAACCCCCGCUCCCUUAGUGGCUCUCAUUGACAAGCAGGCUGGAACCCGAGUGUCCCAAUCCAACUUGGCCAGUGCCGAUCGUCGAGGGCUCUUAUGGCUUCUCGAUGAAGAAGCUCUGUUCCCGGGAGCCACCGACGAAUCCUUUGUUGAGCGGCUCUUGCUCCAGUACAACCAGAGAGGUUGCGAAGACCUGCUUAAGAAAGGUCCGACGGAUAAGCAAUUCGUGCUCCAGCAUUUCCAAGGAACCAACCCGGUGUUAUACAACGCCAAUGGUUGGCUUCAAGCCUCUCGCGAAGACGGAGCAGUCAAAGCUGCUUCGGUACAACUUCAAGAUUCCUCAUUGAAGCCUGUGUCGGAAUUGUUUUGCGCUUCUCGAGGACCCGGAGCCGCUUCUGUUUCUGGAUCCAUCGCGGGUUUAGAGGGGAAUCACUCCUUGAGACGAGCUUCAUCAAUUCGAAGAGGAUUCACCACCGGUGGUCAAAUGGGCAUGAAACGACAUUCCGUGGCUCUUCAAGUCAAGUUCCAAGUGGACACCCUAAUGGAGCAAUUGCGACGAACCAAGUCCCAGUUCGUGCAUUGCUUCAUUCCCCAGCAUAAUUCCGGUCUCUGUGAUGUCAAAGGAGGAUUGAACAUUACCAAAUCCAAUGGAAGUGUCAACUCCAACCCUAGCGAAGAGAUCCUCAUGAAUGUCCCUCUUGUGCGAUCUCAGUUGAGAGGAGCACAAAUUUUGGAUGCAGUUCGUCUGCACAAAAAUGGCUUCCCUGAGAGCAUGAAUUACAGUGAGUUCUGGAGGAAAUUCCGCACUUUGGGCCAUGAGGAUGCUAUGAAGAUCCAACCCACCCUUGGUGAGAUGAAAGAGGCUGUGGGAAGCCUUUUGGAAUUCAUCGACCUUGAUAAAUCGACAGCCAGACUGGGAAACACUCAGGUUUUUCUUCGAGCUGGAGUUCUGGCACACUUACAAGAAGAGCGGGAUGAGAAAUUGACGGAUCAAGUGGUUCGGUUCCAGGCCUUAUGUCGAGGACAUUUGGCUAGGAAGCGCUUCCAAAGACGCAAGACCCAAGACAUCGCCAUUCGGUGUAUUCAAAAGAAUGUUCGAAAGUUCAUGGGUGUUCGCGAUUGGCCCUGGUGGAGACUUCUCGUCAAGCUCACCCCUCUUCUUAAUGUCCACAGAACGGAAGAUCAGCUCAAGUCAAGAACGGAUGAAUUGGAGAUGCUCAAGGCUCGAUUGGAAAAGGUCGAAAAAGAGCGGACCGAAUUCAAGCAAGCCAAUGAGAAGUUGGAGAAUCGGUUGAGCGAGAUGACCGCCGAUCUGGCCGAGGAACACUCAACGGCGACCCUGGCCACGGAACGGUUGGAAGCGGAGCAAGCGGAACGACUCAAAUUGGAGAAGGAAAAGAACGACUUGACGAGUCGGAACAAACAACUCCUUCAUUCCAAUGAACGAAUGGAGAUGGAGGUGCUCUACAGCCGUGCCCUUGAUAUGAAUGGGUCGGCUGACUCCGAUGAAGAUGGCGAGCCAUCUAUCUUCAAACAGAAGUACGAAAGAGCCAUCAAAGAGCUGGAGUUCACCAAGAAACGCUUGGCACAGCAACAUGACGAUGACAUGGAGCAACUGAUGGCCUUAAAGAAACAAUUGGAAAAGAAGUUACACGAUGCCUUUGAUGAAGUUGAUGAGCAACGACAAAACGUGGCCCAAUGGAAGCGAAAGGCCCAAAAGGCCCAGGGUGAAAUGAAUGACACGAAGCUUUUACUGGAGGAGCAGACUUCACGUAAUCUGCUGCUCGAGAAAAAGCAACGCAAAUUCGACGCCGAAAUCAACUCCCUCCAAGAGGAUCGGAAGCAGGAGAAAACGGCCAAAGACAAGUUCUACCGGGAACUCGACGAUAUCAAACGGAUCAAGUAUUCGCUCGAGGACGAAAUCACGGCCAUGAAGCUGGACUUGGACUACAAGGAUGAGAAGAUCUCGGCCUUGAGCAAGGAGUUGGAGGAUCUCCAUUCCGGCGGCACCACCGAUGAAGAGGUCUCCUCCUUGAAACGGCAGAAGAACGACCUCGAAAAGAGGCUCAAAGAGCAGGAGGAGGAAUUGGAUGACAUGGCCGGUCAAGUUCAAAUGUUGGAGCAGGCCAAGAUCAAGUUGGAAAUGUCCAUGGCCGCCCUGAAGAAGGAUCAUCGCCGAGAGAUCAGUAGCAAGGAAGAUGAGUUGGAAGAUGCCCGAAAUGCAGCCAUGAAGAAAGUCAAGGCCUUGGAGCAGCAGCUCGAGUCCGAACACGAGGAACGCAUCGGAUUCGUCCGUGAGAAGCACGAGUUGGAGACCAAGAUCAUCAAUCUUCAAGAUCUGGCCUCUCGCUCCACGGACGAGGAUGUGGUGGCCAAGCUCAAGAAGGAUUUGAAGCGGACCAAGGCUCUCCUCAAGGAUGCUCAAUACAUGCUGGAGAGAUCUCGCAAUGAGACGUCGAACAAAUCCCUGAUCCGGCAGCUCAAGAAUCAACUCGAAGAUGCCGAGUUUGCCCGUAUUUCCGCCAUCAAGGCCAAACAGAACACCGACCUCGAGCUCUCGGACGUCCAGCAACAAUUGGACGAUGUGAUGAGAUCCAAAUCCGAUGUCGAGGACAAGCUCUUCCGCAUCGGCCGAGAGAAGGCCGAUUUGGCCACUCAGCUCGAGGACAACGACUCCGAGCUCAGCGAGGUCAUGAAGAAAUACAAGGCCUCGGUGGGUCAGCUCUCCGUGGACCAGAUCACCAUCCACGAGCAAGCCAAUGCCAUCUCGGACUUGGAGGAGGAGCGCAACCAGCUCAAGGAGCAACUGGCCGAGUUCACGGCCAAGGUUCAAUCCAUGGAGGGCGAGAACGUGUCCACGGCCCAACAUCACCGCCUCGAGCUCAAGAUCAAGGAGUUGGAAUCGAAAUUGGACCUAGAGCAAACGACCCGUGGCCGAAUGGAGACUCAGAUCAAUCGCUUGAAAGAGGCCAUUGAAAAGAUCAACAUUGAAUGCGACCAAUUGCGCGGAAAGGAGCACAGUGCCCAAGAACUGGUUCGAAAGCUUCAACGCCAAUUGCGAGACCUCAAGGAGGAGUUCACCAACCUUCAAGCCAAGGAGACCGAGGUCAAUUCCAAGAAGAACGAGCUCGAGAAAAUGCUCGAAUUAGCCGAGGCCGAAACGGUGACUGCCAAGAACGACCUCAAAUUGGCCAUGAAACGCAUCGAAGACCUGCAAACGGCCAUGAACGGCGAGAUUGAUUCCGACUCCGACUCCAUCCUUAGCGACGGAGACAGCGACUCAUCGGAUGACGAUGUGAGCAACAUUUUCGAUCGCCGAGCCUCCCAUUUGACCCGAGGAUCCAUUUCCCGAACACUCGAGCCCAUGCCCGAAGAACCCGAAUCACAACUGCACGAGGGAAAAUCGAGGCCAGCUUGCCAUGAUUCGGAUUCCGAUGCGGACCCAUCGUCUGGCAAACCAUCGCAAGCACUUUUGGACGAGACCGAUCGGACUGGAGAAUCGCAAGCUUAAUCAAUCAAUCAAUCGAGCUUUCUUUCUCUCUUUCGCCAGAACAAGAAGAAGAAGAAGAAGAUUUUCAACACUGUGAUCUUGAAUAUGCUUUCAGAGGCUAGUGAAACACACCCUUUCCGUAAAACCACAACCCCACCCACCCCCGGGGGCCCCCACUCCCAUUUUCCACUACUAACCCAGCAGCAAGUCGGACGAGUGACAAGACACGCCCUGUUCGGAUGAUUUGGGCUCGUUCAUUUGUGUGUGUACAUACGGAGUAUCAAGAGAGCGUCCGAUGACGACGACUUUACUUUUGUGGAAGACAAUUAAUUGUCAGUAAUCGUGGAUGAAACAUUUCCUUGUUCCACUUUAGGACAAUUCAAUCAAAACCCAGUCAACAACACCCUAUUUCAACUUCCAGAACCACAUUUCGUCCCUGAUACAAUGAUGAAGAAAAAGAAACCCUGUGGUUUUUUGUUUCGCCCCUGUCUCUUUUAAAUUAAUAAGCCUUACUUUUUAACGAUACAAAUGAGCAGUUAGAGUGGUUGUCGUGGACUUUGGCGUGGUCGGGACCCACUAAUAACCAGUUCAGCCGAGGAGAAGCUUCCUAUUCUUAUUUGUUACGCUAAUAAUAAAACAAUGCCCGGGA